Messenger RNA from Populus trichocarpa (black cottonwood), 683 nucleotides. RefSeq names its product B3 domain-containing protein At5g26805. The record is from RefSeq and is a predicted model, not a curated record. Bases 64 to 597 code for a protein of 177 amino acids. Lineage: Eukaryota; Viridiplantae; Streptophyta; Magnoliopsida; Malpighiales; Salicaceae. The transcript has a single exon.
UUUAUUUUUAAAGAGAUAAAAAUACUUGUCCCCUCGCAGAGACAUACUCGAUUAUUUUUUGCAAUGGAAAAAACUAGGUAUUACCACUUCCUCCUCACAAAAUCCGAAGAGGAGGAGCGACAAAAGGUACAUGGUGCUGGUCCUUGGCCCCUGAAUUUUGAUGUGGUAGAAAUAAGGAAAAAUAGCUGUGGUGAUCAUCAUCCCCUUGGAACCUUGCCGCUUUUUCCAUGGAAGCUCAAAGUCGAAUUACCACUCAAUCAAAUAGGAGGCUAUGGUCCUAUUGAGCUAAGUGCUGGACAGGUUUUUGACCAUGUUCUUAAGUAUUGGGAUGCAGGAACUGUGUCCCAAUUGAUUAGUCAUGAACAAGAACAAAUCCCUAUCGUUGUGCAAGAUUUGGAUUCCGGCGUGAAGCAUGAUAUAUAUCUGGUCAGGUCGAAGGAAGGCGGCGUUGGUGGUGAAGAAAAAUACAAGAUUCAUCUUCACUGGAAGAAGAAGAAUGUCAAGAAGCAAGGUGACAAGGAUACUUUGUCAAUUGGCAUGUAUUGGAAUAUUAGUUCUUCUUGUUUAUGUUUAUCUGUUUUGGAUGGUCCAUGUUGAUGUCCAUUAUUAGGUUAAUUAAUUAGCUAAUUAAUUUCUGUAAGUAGGUCGAAAACCUACUCAUGAAUUUAAGAUAUAUAUCUAUU